Penaeus monodon (black tiger shrimp) is the source of this 1118-nucleotide messenger RNA. RefSeq lists its product as uncharacterized. The coding region runs from base 102 to 572 and encodes 156 amino acids. The record is from RefSeq and is a predicted model, not a curated record. NCBI's taxonomy places the organism in Eukaryota, Metazoa, Arthropoda, Malacostraca, Decapoda, Penaeidae. Gene Ontology annotation, molecular function: sterol binding. The transcript has 4 exons. Gene Ontology annotation, biological process: sterol transport.
UUAUAAGUCGUUGGGGAGGGCGAAGGCGAGGCAGUGUGAGCUUUGCCGUCGUCAGGACUCGAAGUGUGAUUAGCCCGCGUGCGUGUAGUGUGUAGUAUACCAUGGCUGCCUCUCCCUCGAGCUGUCUCUUCGUCGCCCUCGCCCUCUGCCUCGUCGGCUCGUCGCGGGCGGUGAUGCACGAAAUCCCCGUCAGGAGCUGUGAUGGAGCAACAACGCCAAGCAGCCUUAAGAUGGAAUGCUCGCAGUUCAUUCGUGGGACUUGCAUACUCGAGAAAGGGCAAACGUAUAACCUUACAGCUGAGUUCACACCAGACCGAAACCUCCGAGAGGUGGAGAGCCACGCAGCCUGGAAGACGUGGGUCGAGAUGCCUCUGUAUGGGCACGAGAGCCAAGUCUGCAAUGGCAUGUACCUCACCUGCCCUCUGCGCGCGGGGCAAACUACGAGCUUCUCAUACCCAUUCCAUGUUCAUGAGUUCCUGAUGAGGCGGCGAUAUCCUGUCAUCUGGCGACUGAGGGACGUGGACAGCGAAGAGACGACGCUGUGUUUCGUUUUCGUUAUUAAAAUCUUGUAAGGACAACGCAGACUCACACUUACACACGCGCACACCCACUCAGCAGAAGAAGCUAAGGAAUGUGACCAAAAAACAAAACAAAACCGGCGUGGAGAGUAGAGUAAUUUCGAAAAUGUGUUAAGUCGGAGAAGAAGACAGAAAAGAGUGGAAGAUAAGGCCAGUCUACGUUUUCGAAUAAAAAGAAAAAGAACAAGAACAACAAAGAGAAAACGCCAGUCUGCUUCUUUUUGUCGAGUCAUUUCGAAGUGUGUUAAACAUGAUUACAGGAACAAGGAAUUAAGAAAAUGAAGAAACAAUAAAAAUAUGAAGAUAAAUACCGGAAUAUGACCGACUAGUCUACUACAUAAAAUUUAAGCAUUGAAGAGAUGGCGAUAAUAUUGUGAAAACGAGAAGAAAAGUGUUUCUCAAAACAAAUGAAGACAGAGAAGCGAAUGUACAAAUGCACAUCGAACACAUUAUUUAUUAACCAGACCGGUGAAGAAUUUACCGCCAAAGCACGGUAUACGCUUGUAAUUAAACUUGUAUUUAAUAAAACUAAAAGAUGAA